CAAUAGUCCGCUAGCCAGCCACACACAUGACAUCACCAGGAGGCAGUGAGUGUGGCUGUCGUGUUCGGGUGUCUGAUGCACUGCUGUGAGAACAAUUGCUAACGGCACUCACACAUGCAUCAAGCACGAGAAGACGACAGCCACACUCACCCAGAACUCCCACACAUGCGCCACAAGUCAGCCAUUCGACGCACAGCUACCCUCGUCCGUCAGUUAACACAACAGCAACUCACCGUGCCUAUCCCCUACCUACAAACACGAGCACGGAUCCAUCCAUCCAUCGAUACACAUUAACGUCGCCAUGAAUGGGUGCAUGGCGGGGCGGCAGGCCUAUCUAUAUAUCGUCACUCACACCCCGAUGUGAUGUAGCUACGUGCGCGUGUUGGCCUUGAUGGUCUCCCAUAUGGUGCGUGCCAUCCGCUCGCCGCCCCUGCCGCUGGGCUCCACCCGGUCGACAUAGAGGGAUGUGUCCUUGCCGUCCAGUACGGCGAAGAACGGCAGCGGCACCACCAGUGUGCCCUCGAUGGUGCCACUGAUGGCACAUGUGGCCAGCUCGUACACCUUGCGAAUGGCCGCCUGCAGCUUCUCGGGGCGACCGUUGUAGCCCAACGCCUACACACACAUAAACACACGCCUCUCAUCCACACACACAUCCUUGCCUCCCUCUUGGGUGUGUUGUGUGUGUUCCGACUGGCUGCCUCGCCUCGCUGACUGACCGCCAGAGUGCCGUCGGCCCAGGAGCCCGUCUUCUGCUCGUCCGGGAAGUAGAUCAUGCACACGAUGACCAUGGCCGGCCGCACCCUCUCGAUCACCUUCAUGAUGUACCGCCGCGUGUCGUCCCGGAACAUCCGGACGAAGUGGCUCAGACCCCACGCGCCGCCCGGCGAUGAGCACCGGCCGAUACUCUCGGGGCUCUGGAAACCCAUCAGCAUCAGCAGGUUGAAUAUCGUCGAGAAGGUGGGCCGGAGGGCGAUGUCGUUGCCACCGACAGACACGACGAGUAUGUCGUUGGGCCGUAUGCGGUCGCGGAUGAACAUGUCGUGCUUGAGCAGAUGGGAGCCAUUGCGGGCGCCGAGGGUGGACUCCUCGACGGCACAGUUGAUGCAGACACUGGUGGGGGUGGUCGGGGCGGCCUGGUGCCUUUCGUGGGCAAUGAUGUUGUUGAGGUGGAAGGCCACGUCAGGGCGGCACAGCGGCGGCUGCAGGAUGUUCUCAUACCUACAACCAACCACGACACAGCCAAUAUAUCAACACGCUUCUCUGCAUCCUUCUUUGGCGUACAUACCCGUUGGUUGCGGGCUGCCUGGGCUCCAUCAGCCAGUGUUUGUUGUCGAGGGAUGAGUCGCCCGCGAACCAUAUGAACCGGUGCGGCUGUGUGGGUGGCAUCUGGGCCUUGAGGCUGUCAUACAGCAGCGUGAGGUCGCUGAUCUUGUGCCCGUGAUACUCGGAGAAGAAGCGCUGGUGGGGAAUCGCCAUAGCAAUGCAGCCGACGAUGGAUAACGAUGAUAGAUGCAGCAGACACAACAGCA
Molecule: messenger RNA, 1529 nt
Organism: Vitrella brassicaformis
Lineage: Eukaryota; Vitrellaceae
Source: the annotation of a GenBank genome assembly